Messenger RNA from Pieris macdunnoughi, 1788 nucleotides. The record is from the annotation of a GenBank genome assembly. NCBI's taxonomy places the organism in Eukaryota, Metazoa, Arthropoda, Insecta, Lepidoptera, Pieridae.
AUGAAAUCUAAAAGGCGUCACCAUGAUUCGUCUGAAGAGUCUGUAGAAUCCGAUGACAGUGAGAAAUCAAGUAGUUCGUCGGAUAGUGAAAGCGAUGCUUCCUCUGAGUCAGAUCAUCGGCAGAAAAAGAAACGAAAACGAGCCAACUCAUCUAACUCAGACAGUAAUUCUGGGGAUCAAAGGCGAUCCAAGAAACGCAAGCAUAAGAAGAAAAAGAAAAAACACACCAAAAAGAAGCGCCGAUCAGAGUCUGAAGAUAAUGUAACCAAUGACCACGUAUCCCUUAGUGAGGGCGAAAUAUCCGUUAAGAAAAGGCACAAACAUAAACAAAAGCAUUCCAAACAUGCACAAGAGUCUCCUGACAGUGAAGAAGCAAGACAUAUAGAACGCCGCAUGCACAGUGUGGUUAAGGAGCGCCGAGCUGAUUCCGAAGAACAAAGACCUACAAGAACUUACUAUCAGAAAGAGUAUCACUCAACUUCUAAUGAAUAUGAUAGAGAAGCAGAGGUUGAACGGUUUUACAGAGGCUCGAGUAAGGACCGUAGAGCCCAAUAUCAAGAAAAUUACUAUUAUGAGCAGAACCGACCAGACAGAUAUGUCCAUCAAGAGCGAGUAAGAGAACAGGGACAUGGAAGUCACUUCCAAGAAUACAGCCAAAGACCAAGGGAGUAUGACCAGUACAAGAAGGGUCCAAGAAUGAAUGACCAAAGACAAGAUAAUGAUUAUUAUCCCAAAAGAAGAAAUGAAGCUUAUCCCAGAGAUGAAAUACGAGGUAACAAGUAUAAUCAGUUUGCUGAGAGAGGACCAAGAAGAAAUGAACAGUCUGAUGAGAGAGACUAUCAUCACAGACGAGGUCCUCCCGAACCUGAGCCAUACAAAGAAAGGCCAUAUCCAGUCAAGCAUGAGAGAUAUAUUGAAGAUGCACUCCCUGUUGAUAGGAACAGAGAUGGACAUCGUGAACGAUCCAGUAGACCAGAUAAACCAAUGCCACCACGCAGGGAAUAUGUGAGUCCAGAAGAGCGACCCAGAGAAAAAAGAAGACCAGAAAUUAAAGAAGAGAGACAGAUUAAUUUCCGCGAGCGCAAUGAAAGGAGACGAGAAGAUCGUAGCGGGGAUAGAAAUGAUAGGGGCAAAGACAGGAAGACUAGGUUUACCGACGCCGGCGAAAAUAAGGAAUACAGUUGGGGCAAAACGGAAGUUAAAGAUGAAGGCGAUAAACCAGCUGACAAGGAGAAGCCAAAUUUUGGUCUGUCAGGCAAACUGACAGCUGACGUCAAUACUGUUAAUGGCGUCGUUGUUAAGUACACCGAGCCAGAUGACGCUAAACAACCUAAGCGGCGUUGGAGAUUCUACCCAUUCAAAGGGGAUAAAGCACUUCCAAUACUAUACAUACACCGCCAGUCGGCGUUUUUGAUCGGUCGUGAUAAGAAAGUAUGUGAUAUUCCACUUGAGCACCCAUCUAUAAGCAAGCAGCACGCUGCGUUGCAGUACCGAGCGACGCCCUUUACUAGGUCCGAUGGCUCCACGGGACGGAGAGUUAGGCCUUACGUCAUUGAUCUAGACUCGGCCAACGGCACAUUCGUGAAUAACAAAAAGAUAGAUGGCCGUCGAUACGUAGAGCUUUUAGAGCGUGAUGUCGUCAAGUUUGGGUUCUCUCAACGGGAGUAUGUUUUACUCCACGAGAACAGCAAGGAUGAAGGCCAGGAUGACGACCAGGACGCGCCCGUCACAACUGACCUCAUUAAAAGGGAGAAAAGAGCCAAGGAAGAGAUAGUAGCCGACGGUUAG